Monomorium pharaonis (pharaoh ant) is the source of this 2557-nucleotide messenger RNA. RefSeq lists its product as uncharacterized. The record is from RefSeq and is a predicted model, not a curated record. NCBI's taxonomy places the organism in Eukaryota, Metazoa, Arthropoda, Insecta, Hymenoptera, Formicidae. Bases 1220 to 1945 code for a protein of 241 amino acids. The transcript has 3 exons.
AUUUGGUAACAUGACGUCCGCGACCUUAAAUGACGAAUUAUUGACGUCGUAUUAACGUCACCUUGCUAUCUGGGAUCUUGCAGAAAGACAUAGUGAUAGAGUAUCGUCGUAUCUUCAUUACAGUACGGUUUUGAAUUUCGGAGAUAUUAAUUUUCCGGUCGCGCUGAAAAACAUUAAAAAAUUUGAGCAACUUAAUAAUAUUUCCAUUAAUGUGUACGGCAUCGAAGAGGAUAGAUUUGUCUCCCUGAGACUCUCAAAUGAAAAGAAUGAGAAGCAUGUAAAUUUAUUAUACAUGCAAGAUAAGGAAAGCAACGUGGGACACUUUACGAUGAUAAAAAAUUUCUCCCGGCUCAUAAGCUCACAAUUGAGCAAAAAUAAAUGCAGAAAAUACAUUUGCGAUCAGUAGGUAAUAAUUCUUUUAUAAACGUGUUUAUAAAUUUUUUAAAUCAAAUAAUAAAUUUUUUAAAUAAAAUAAUAAUAAAUUAAUUUUUUUUCCUUUGUUAUUCACAGAUGUCUGCACUAUUUCGAUUUUGAGGAAAAAUCACAAUCACACAUUGUAGACUGCAAUCGGAUGAAUGACUGCGCCAUUCUAUUAUCCAUUGAAAAGGACAAGUGGUUGAAGUUUCGUAAUCCAACAACAAGGAGCGACUUCCAUUUGUCGCAUAUACGCUGAUUUGGAGUGUGUACUGCAGAAGACGCAACCUAACACGGAGCAAGGAUUGUACAAAUACCAGCACCACCAGGUAUUCAGCAUCGGAUACUACGUGCGAUGCUCAUUUGACAACACGUUAUCCGUGUAUCAGUUUCGUCGCGAUCACGAUUGUAUAUCAUGGUUUACGAAACAAUUGAAAGAAUUGAUGCAUAACGUUAAGACUCGCUAAUGUUCCCAUGAACGCGUUGUCGAAGAAACAGUGGAAGACGUACCGCAGCGCGACACAUUGCUAUAUCUGUGGUCUAGUUUCCACCGUAGUCUUCAAUCCGAUCCUGCUCCGGUGCGAAUCGAAUUUAAUGUCGGUUUCCACUGGAAGUCGAAUAGAAGUGAGAAAAAAUUGAUAUUUCAGUAGUGCCAACCUUUAGCUAACUUUAGCUUGUUGAAUAUUAACAAACAUAACCUUUGAAUAGCAACACAGUUAGUUGAAGUGUCAAAAAACCGAAAAUUGAAUAGGGUCAGCGGCACGCUAAAUACCAUAUAAAAAAUAAAUACUUAAUUGAGUAAAAAAUGGAUAUAAAAACAAUUUUGUUAAAUCAUCAGUUAAACGUAUCACAUAUAAUUAAUAAUUGCACUUUAGCAAUUAUGCAAACACAUAUCACAUUCUGGCAAAAUAUAUUAAAAAUGCAAGAAAAUAAUACGAAGGUGUUACUUACAAUGGUUAAAGACUUGAAGAAAAUAAAUCGAUCAAAAAGAAGAUUUUGGAUGAAAACUCGCAGUAACCAUUGGUGGAAGAUAAUAGUACCUAACCAUUUUUUAAACGAGGAUUGGCUUGAAUGUUUCAGAAUGAAACGUACAACUUUUCAAUUUAUCUGUGAUGAGUUGCGUUCAGAACUUCAUCCUGCUAUUCCAUUUCUAGUUUCUAGAGAACCAUUAAGUGUUGAACAAAAAGUAGCUAUAACAUUAUAUUAUUUGGCAAGUUGUUGCGAGUAUCGUGUAGUUGCGAAUAUUUUUGGAGUACAUAAAACAACUGUAUGGAGAUGCGUUCAUAAUACAGUUGAUGCUAUUAACAAAAUACUUUUGCCAAAAUUUAUAAAAAUGCCUGAUUUUAAUGAAUGUGCGAUGAUAUCUGAUGCAUAUGAAACUCGUACAAAUGUUCCACAAAUAAUAGGUGCAAUUGAUGGUACCCACAUCCCUAUUCUACCGCCUAUAGAUGGUUAUAAGGAUUAUGUCAAUCGUAAAGGAUGGCCAUCUAUUAUACUUCAAGCGGUAGUAGAUAAUAAUUUAAGGGUUUAGAAAUGUCAACUGCCAAGCCCCUGGAUCUUGUCAUGACGCAGCUGUAUUUAAAAACUCUACACUGUACAAAGAAGCAGAACGGAUCAUUCCAAAAAAAACAAAGUUAAUUAAUGGUGUUGAGAUACCAUAUUUUUUAAUUGGAGAUCCAGCGUAUCCAUUACUACCUUGGUUAAUGAAAGGAUACACAAAAAUUGCACGUUUAACACCACAAGAGGAAUCAUUUAAUGUUUACUUGAAUAGUAAUAGAGUAGAUAUUGAAAUGGCGUUUGGACGUCUUAAAUCACGAUGGCGUUGUUUAUUAAAACGUAUAGAUCUACAUUAUACCAGUGUGCCUAAAGUUGUAAUUGCAUGUUGCGUAUUACAUAAUGUUCUGGAAUUUAAAAAUGAACCAAUUUUACCUCAGUGGAUGCAACAAGUUGAAUCGUCUGAAAAUAUAUUUCCUCAACCUGUAAGAAAUGAAUGUAGAACGUAUGAUUCUUAUGAUGCUUCUAUUACACGAAAUACUCUACGUGAUUAUAUGACAAAAUUUCCUUUAAGAAAAUCAUAUCAAAUAACAUAAAUAAAGUAUAUAAAAUAUUUGACAUGGAUCUAAAUAAAAUAAUAAUUUUAUAC